AGACAGCAGUGUAUGUCUUGUCUCCUCAGUGUGCUGUGUGCUUGGGAGGGAGGACCGCUGUGAGACAGGAUGGAGGACAGCUGCUGUGGACUCUCUGCACCAGCUGCUUCACUGACUAUGUUUUCUGGAAGUUCUGCGCAUCUUUUGACAAAAACUGGACAGUCGGGGGACUGACAGACAAACCUCCGGGUGGUUUCAUGCACAUUUACGUCUGAAACGUGUGAAAGUUUACAGCAUGAAGAGAGUGCUGUACAACUCCACCAGCAGCUGAUCGGGAGCUGGAUUCGGUUUGACGUGGAUUGAACGCCAGAAUUGAUUAUUUUUCCACAAACCGCGGAUUGUCAGUGGGCUGUAUGGUUGAAGAAACGGACUGAACACGAUGCGAACCCGAUUUCCAAGCGCUGCUGUUCCCCCUGAACAUGUUCCCGCUCGCACACACCGACCCACCGACCGACGCUAACCGCACCUGGAGCUCUGAGUCCGCCUUAAACAUGUUCAUCCUGUGGGUUCCGCUGAGUUUGUUCCUCAGUUUCAUCAUAUCUCAGACGUGGAGCGUUCAGAUGUCGUGGGAAAACUGGAACGCAGAAUUGCGCAACCGGGGGAAUGAGUUCGAUAAAACAAGCUCUCCACCGCACAUCGUUUUCAUCCUGGUGGAUGAUCAGGGCUUCCGGGAUGUCGGGUACCACGGCUCCGAGAUCAAGACCCCGACUCUGGACCGGCUGGCUGCGCAGGGAGUCAAACUGGAGAAUUACUAUGUGCAGCCGCUGUGCAGCCCGUCCAGGAGCCAGCUCAUGACCGGCAGGUAUCAGAUCCACACAGGCCUUCAACACUCCAUCAUCCGAGCUACUCAGCCCAACUGCCUGCCCUUGGAAAAUGUCACUCUGCCCCAGAAGCUCAAACAAGCAGGCUACUCCACUCACAUGGUGGGCAAGUGGCACCUGGGCUUCUACAAGCGUGGCUGCCUGCCCACGCAGCGUGGCUUUGACACUUUCUUUGGCUCCCUGCUGGGAAGCGGGGACUACUAUAGUCAUUAUAAAUGUGAGGGGCCCGGUAUGUGUGGCUAUGAUUUGUAUGAAGGGGAGGAGGCCGCUUGGGAACAGGACCGCGGCCUGUACUCAACUGUGAUGUUUACUCGAAAGGCUAUCAGCAUCUUAGCCAAUCACAACCCUCGCAGACAGCCCUUGUUUCUCUACUUGGCCUAUCAGGCAGUUCAUUCCCCACUGCAGGUUCCUGCACGAUACCUCGAGCGCUACAAGGCCAUUCCAAACUUGCAUCGUCGUAAAUAUGCUGCCAUGGUGUCCUGCCUGGACGAAGCUAUCCACAACCUCACGGUAGCACUAAAACGCUACGGGUAUUAUGACAACACAGUUAUAGUGUACUCCUCAGAUAACGGAGGCCAGCCGUUAGCAGGUGGAAGCAACUGGCCCUUGAGGGGGAGUAAAGCCACCUACUGGGAAGGAGGAAUUCGGGCAGUAGGCUUUGUUCACAGUCCCUUGUUGGUAAACAAAGGGACGAAAUGUCGGACUUUGGUCCACAUCACUGACUGGUUCCCUACGCUGGUGACCCUGGGUGAAGGGACUUUGGAUGAAGAUCUAAAUCUGGACGGGUACGACGUCUGGGAGGCUAUCAGUGAAGGCCGUCCAUCUCCUCGCCAGGACAUCCUUCACAACAUUGACCCAAUCUACAUCAAAGCCAAGAACGGUUCAUGGAAGGCCGGGUAUGGCCUAUGGAACACGGCCAUCCGGGCUGCGCUCCGGGUGGGCCACUGGAAGCUCCUGACAGGUGUCCCCGGCUACAGCGACUGGGUGCCCCCGCAGACCUUCUCCAAUCAGCGGCUAACCAAUCGCUGGCAUAAUGAGCGUGUCCGUUGGGACCGGGGUAAGUCCAUCUGGCUGUUCAACAUCACAGCCGACCCUUACGAGAGAGUGGACUUGUCCCAGCGCUACCCACACAUAGUGAAGAAGAUGUUAAUACGGUUAGCGCAGUACAACAGGACUGCAGUGCCAGUACGCUACCCAGCUAAAGACCUGCGCUCGAACCCUCAGUACAAUGGGGGCGUGUGGGGACCCUGGUACAAAGACGAGAGGAAGGAGCAGGAGGAGGAUGAGAGAUACAAUAACUUGUUCACCAACCAUCUUGGAAAAAGAAGGUGGAAUAAGAAAUCAAAGAACAGAAAGUUGAAAAGGAAGGUAGAGGAGUAGCUUCCCACAUUUGUGAAAGACUUGAGUUGCCUUUUCUCAGGGAUUGACACUUCCUGUUUCAGGAUUGUCCUCUUCAGCCAUUCUAACUUGACUCCACUACAUACUGUAAUGUUUGAAAAGCCUCAAGAGAAUAAGAAAAAGAUGCUCUCAUUCAAACACUACUGUCAUGCCCAGACACAAUGAAGACCUCAUGUUAAUGUUAGGGGCAUUUAAAGAAUGUUUCUUUCUCUAGAUUAUGUUGCAUGCGUGAACUGUUGUCACCUUUGGAGUGUUCUGUAGAUAAAUGUUUCACUUAAGAGUAGAAAAUAAAUCUUCUUAGACAGUUGCCAUAAAUUUUGGUGACAGAGAAAUAAAGUAAGACAAAGUUCUAUGAUGUUAUUGAUUGCAAUGAUACAGUAUUGUGGAAACGGACGUAGGACUAAUGUGAUGUGUGAGUUGACGUAUGUUGGUUUUAUAAGCACAGUCUGUCUAACAUAAUAGAUUUUGUUUCCCCUUUAGAUGAUGUCUGGUCUGGCACCAGGCCAACCCGAAUGUAAGACAAACUAACAAAAUAAAAG
Molecule: messenger RNA, 2758 nt
Organism: Plectropomus leopardus (leopard coralgrouper)
Lineage: Eukaryota; Metazoa; Chordata; Actinopteri; Perciformes; Serranidae
Gene: arsj
Product: arylsulfatase family, member J
Molecular function (GO): sulfuric ester hydrolase activity
Source: RefSeq, a predicted model, not a curated record